UACUGUGGCUCGAGCAAGGUGUUGGACUUAGUUGGAUGACGUAAUCCGCUGGUGCCGGGUCCUUGUCAUUAUAAAGCCACAUAUAUACGGAUUGCGCCACAGCGCUAGCCACAACUUUGGCACUUCCAGUUCACCAACUUAUCUCUGGCAUACGGGAGUUUCCGACCAGCACCAUCUGACGCGCGAUCAUCAUCUUUAUCACAACGCAGCGCUCGUCUCAGCUUUGACGUGAGCCAGACACCUCGGUUGAAAGCUUGCAGGAGCAUAGCCGUAGACGGACUGGGCUCACCAGGUACGUGACUACUGCAGUGUCAUUCUGCGUUUUGCAUCUCCUGUCAGGCGCAAGAAAUUCAUCAUGUCGUACCCGGGUCCUCCAGGUGUCUCGAAGCCGUCACAUCCAUCGCUGCCUCCGCGCCCAGCCGUCACCAAAGUUGGCGGCUUUAAGCCCGCCUUUUCGCCCGCGCCUACAGCUGCCGCGGUCGGCUACACAGGGCCCGCGACGUCGUAUCCCGGCUACGGACCCGCGACGACACCUGCCAGCUAUGGCGCACCUCCUACCGCGCUGCCCUACGUGGGUAACCCUUCAGCUCCUGCCAUAGGUGCCGGCCGCGGUGGCUAUGGCCAGGGAAGCACUUACAACUACACAUCCCAAGGCUAUGCGCAGCAGCCAUCCUACUAUGGCGCCGCACCGGCCACGGGUUACUCGGCACCGCCUCAAAUCCGCAACCCGUUCCCAGCCCCGGACACCGCAACCCCAGACUUCGACUCCGAGAUGGCGGCUCAAAUAGCCCAGUGGCAGAGUGCUUACAUGCCGAAAGACGCCAGCGAUCCGACCAACAAAGCAACUGCUACAGGCGGUCGCAGCGGCACCGGCACUCCAGCACUGGCUACACACGCCAGCACACCGGAAGCGACCACCCCCAAUGCUAGCGGCGAGUCGAACGAGAAGAAGAAGACAGUCUACCGUGAGGGCGGCGGUAAGAAAUGGCAGGAUGACUCGCUACUCGAAUGGGACCCUUCGCACCUGCGUCUCUUCGUGGGCAACCUCGCGGGCGAGACGACAGACGACUCCCUGCUCAAAGCAUUCUCGCGUUGGAAGAGUGUGCAGAAAGCCAAGGUCAUCCGUGACAAGCGCACGAACAAGAGCAAAGGGUUCGGCUUCGUUAGUUUCAGCGACCCGGAGGACUUCUUCCAGGCCGCCAAAGAGAUGAACGGGAAGUACAUCCAGAGCCAUCCGGUAGUGGUGCGCAAAGCGAAGACGGAAAUCAAGCCGGCAGUGGUCAAGGAGGAUCGCAAGGGCAAGAACAACAAGAGUGGUGGAAACAAGAGCGGCAGUGGCAUGGGCGCAGGGGCGGGCACAAAUGGGACCGGGGCGUAUGAGCCGCAUCUAGGUCCAAUGGGAGGUGGUGGUAUCACCAAGCCAGGGCAGAAGACGAAGGGCGGGUUGAAGUUGCUCGGUUGAGGUCGUCCGUUUGUGAGAUAGCUUUCUCGACAGUCUAGCGCUGACCGAAGUAUAAUGUGGAGUGAGGAGACCAUUCAUUUUGCACACCGAGGCGGAGCGCCUCAUCGCAGUGGUUGUUGUUGGGCUCCGGCCUACCUUUUACGUGGAUGUAGGUAGAGAUAAGGGGGUUGGUUAGAGGUAUCGAUAUAGACCACCGUAUUGGAAUAAUGCGAAUCUGUCCCUAAACGCGUCAGGAUUCAGAGAGAACACAUCUCGUAUGUCAAUAUG
Messenger RNA from Chaetomium strumarium, 1729 nucleotides. RefSeq lists its product as uncharacterized. The coding region runs from base 356 to 1462 and encodes 368 amino acids. Gene Ontology annotation, molecular function: mRNA binding. The transcript has a single exon. NCBI's taxonomy places the organism in Eukaryota, Fungi, Ascomycota, Sordariomycetes, Sordariales, Chaetomiaceae. The record is from RefSeq and is a predicted model, not a curated record.